GAAAAAGAGUACGAAAGUUAAUUAAAAAAUUCUCAAAUUUGAGUCCGUCGACUUUAUUGUAUAUUUCUGAACGUUUGAAAACCUAAAAACCACGACAUAUCUAUUAAACCUCGCGCCACAAUGCCCGGACAAUACACACCACCCACCUCCCCAGCUCUUUCAGAUCAAACCAUAGUGCAAGAUAUGCACGAUAACAACAUAACACCGCCACCACAAACACCAGCCACCUACUCACCGAAUUCCAGCGGCCCCACCACAUACUCGUGCUCUUUCGCGGCCACCACCAACUCACCACCGCCGGCGCCACAAAAGGAGUCGCGCUCUUUGCGCACACCGAAAUGUGCACGCUGUCGCAAUCACGGCGUCAUUUCUUGUGUCAAAGGUCACAAAAAGCUUUGUCGCUGGCGUGAAUGUUGCUGUCCGAACUGUCAAUUGGUUGUCGAUCGGCAGCGUGUGAUGGCCGCCCAGGUCGCAUUGAGACGCCAGCAAUCUAUGGAAGCAUUAGAGACACAGUCGAUUGGUCAAAACGUGUUGAGUGAAAGUGCUUCAGCAACAACCACAACAACACAAACAUAUGGUAAUACGGAUGUUAAGACAACAUUGAGUUCAUUUCGCACCAAACAGGCGCUGAUCGCACAAAAAAAGAUCUACAAGCAACGUUUGCGCUCGCUACAACAAACAACGCUGCACAUAACCGCUGCUAUGGAAGAAUACAAGCAACGCUUUCCCACCAUUAAUUCACCGUUACUGGAGCGUAUCCGAAAGCGACGCGCCUUUGCCGAUCCCGAACUGAAUUGGGUAAACCUGGAUGCCGCCACAUUGCUGACUACAACUACGCCCCUAACACAAUUACACACGACCGACGUACCUCAUUCAACAAUCGCAAUGCCCAAGACUCUGCCACAUGGUCAUGGUAGCGCUUAUAUGGGAUCACCACCACUGCCGCCCUACUUUGUCACGCCCACAUUGUUGCCAGCAGCUGCUCCUGACACCUAUUCCUUCUGUAGCGGUUUUGAGAAUUAUCCUGUCGUAGCUCCCGCUGCUGCGCAAUCCAUCGACUCGAAUUAUGCUCCUUUAUCGCUGUGGCAUGCUAAUCUUAUGUCACCGCCAUCAGCAUCAAGUUCUUCUACGCAAGUGACACCUGCUACCACACCAAAUGAUGCGCAAGCGCAGAGUGUAGACUUAAUUACGCCCGUUAAGAAGCCAAAACUUAGCUUUUCCAUUGAAUCCAUUAUUGGCGUUAGCUUAUAAGAUUGUCAUAGUGUAUAAUAUGUAUACAUAUAUAUAAUUUUAGUA
Molecule: messenger RNA, 1296 nt
Organism: Bactrocera oleae (olive fruit fly)
Lineage: Eukaryota; Metazoa; Arthropoda; Insecta; Diptera; Tephritidae
Gene: dmrt11E
Product: doublesex-Mab related 11E
Biological process (GO): sex differentiation; regulation of transcription by RNA polymerase II
Cellular component (GO): nucleus
Molecular function (GO): DNA-binding transcription factor activity, RNA polymerase II-specific; RNA polymerase II cis-regulatory region sequence-specific DNA binding
Source: RefSeq, a predicted model, not a curated record